UAUAACCAGUAAACACAGCACACACAUGUCGGUACAGCAGCAGCAGUAGUAGUAGUAGUAGUAGUAGUAGUAGUAUUUGUAGUAUUAGUUGUGUAUACUGUCGGUAAACUAACUCGUAGACUCCUGAGUGGUUCAAAUGUCUGAGGCGUCGGACGAAGCUCCUCCUCGUCCGAACUGGAUCCUGCAGCAUCCAGCGUAUCAGCAGAUGAAGGACCUGGAGGUUGAGGACAGCGCUCAGCUGCACGCAGCUUUCCUCGUAUACAUGGAUCUAACGGAGGUGCGUCGGUGGAAGGACGUGUCUAGCCUCAAGAGUCCUGAGCUGCAGUUGGUGUUGUUAGAAGGGAGAGAGAAGGAUGGAGCCCCCAUCCAGACCAUCCUUCCUCUACCUGUUCACCGAUCUCUUUGCCACAGAAGCAUACGACACGUGCUGGACCGAGGCUUUCCCAUGGUGCUGUGUGCGGUGGCAUCGGACUCCACCCUAGUCUACCAGAAGAUGACCGAUGGUUUGGUGACACCCGACCCUCCUGUGGGGCCCUUUCAGGAUGCCGGCCGCCGGCAGCACCGGAAGAGGCGGCAGCAGCACUGAGAAGCUGGAGGGAGGAGGUGAUGAACUGAAGACAGGACAGAAAGACAUUCUCAGUCUGUGUAAGACAGGUGCGACCGGACUCUUCCAUGGGACAUAUGAGGCUACAGCCUGUGAUUCUCUGUUGAUAAAGCCCUUUUCUCAGACAUGUCCUGCAGAUGAUCUCCAGAAAACUGGGACUUUCUCCACACUUUGCCUUUCACAUAUGCACAAAACAGCCGGAGGUACUCUGCUCACACGUGUUCACAACAGCAACCAAUUCCUCACAGGAUUCAGGAGAGGGCAGGAGCAGCAGGCAGGCAGGAUGUCGCCUAUUCAUUCCCCGGUGGAGAUCACAUGAUCGUCUGGGUCUUCUACGUUAAUGGCUCCGUUUUUUCACCAUGAGUUUUUUAUUUGAUUUUUGUCUUUUUUAUUUUUGUGUCUGUCGUGCAUUAGAAGAGUCAUCAACC
Molecule: messenger RNA, 1032 nt
Organism: Pleuronectes platessa (European plaice)
Lineage: Eukaryota; Metazoa; Chordata; Actinopteri; Pleuronectiformes; Pleuronectidae
Gene: tsen15
Product: TSEN15 tRNA splicing endonuclease subunit
Exons: 4
Coding region: 137-586 (149 amino acids)
Biological process (GO): tRNA splicing, via endonucleolytic cleavage and ligation
Molecular function (GO): nucleic acid binding
Source: RefSeq, a predicted model, not a curated record